AUGGUUUCCACAACAGUGCCAACAUUUCUUUUCUCUUUGAUCACCAUCGCUAGAAGAGCCACACUGUUUGAGGCAUUUCUGACGGUUCCGUCGCUGAUUUUUUGCACUUAUGGAUACUAUUCGUGGACGGUUGUGCCGGCUAAAUUGCAUGAAGAGAUUUACAAAUCGAAAUCGUUGCUCUGCAUGAACGAGAAGAUCUGGGAGAGCGAGGAUCGAGAGGUAAUGGCAAUUGCCAGGACCCUCGCUAUACAUUUGGAUCAGCCCGACUUGGGGAUCUCUCUCUGGGGCUUCACCAUGGUCUCAAAACCGUUGAUUUUGACGACCCUCUCCGUGUUGCUCACUUUCUGGGCUUUCCUAAUCGAAUUCAACAAGCGGCCAAGUGAUCGGGACAAGGAUUGCAGUACA
Messenger RNA from Mesorhabditis belari, 405 nucleotides. The record is from the annotation of a GenBank genome assembly. NCBI's taxonomy places the organism in Eukaryota, Metazoa, Nematoda, Chromadorea, Rhabditida, Rhabditidae.